Messenger RNA from Solanum stenotomum, 828 nucleotides. RefSeq lists its product as uncharacterized. The record is from RefSeq and is a predicted model, not a curated record. The coding region runs from base 36 to 626 and encodes 196 amino acids. The transcript has 3 exons. NCBI's taxonomy places the organism in Eukaryota, Viridiplantae, Streptophyta, Magnoliopsida, Solanales, Solanaceae. Gene Ontology annotation, cellular component: intracellular anatomical structure.
CCAAAAAAAAAAAAAAAACAGAGAAACAAAAAAAAAUGGCAUCAAAUUCUACAGAGCCUACAGCUUCCAAAAUAGUUGCUAAGCUAAACUUGAAGCCACAUCCAGAAGGGGGAUUUUACUCAGAAACAUUUAGAGAUAACUCAGUUAUUCUCACCAGAUCUCAUCUUCCAUCUAAAUAUAAGGUUGAUCGACCUAUAAGUACAUGCAUCUACUUCUUGCUACCUUCUGGAAGCGCAUCUCAUCUUCACCGGAUACCGUGUGCAGAAACAUGGCAUUUUUAUAUGGGAGAGCCAAUCACUGUGAUGGAACUAAACGAGACUGAUGGCAAGGUGAAGUUAACUUGCAUUGGACCCGAUCCCCUCGUAGAUGAUCAAUUCGUGCAGUAUACAGUACCUCCAAAUGUAUGGUUUGGCGCAUUUCCCACAAAGGAUUACAGCAUAUCUUCCGAUAUGCAAGUAACGAAAGCACCUACAAGAGAUGGUGAGAAGCAUUUCUCUCUAGUUGGAUGCACUUGUGCUCCAGCAUUCCAGUUUGAAGAUUUUGAAUUGGCAAAACGUUCUGAUCUUGUUUCGCGUUUUCCUGCCCAUGAAUCCCUCGUCUCUUUGCUCGCCUUCCCUGAUCUGUGAGCAUGAUAAUUGUGUUUUUAUUGAGAUAUAUGUACUCAGUGGCGGAUCUAGAGCAUAAUCUACAGGUUUCACAGAACCUAGUAGCUUUUUCACGGACCUUGUAAAAUAUCUAUAAAUAUUUGAUUCUUGUUUCCUGUUUCAUCUUAUUACUUGUGUGUUAUUUGUUCAGAGUGGCAAUAAAAGGCAAUUAGUUAAGUUAUUU